CAUCGGUAUUGCUGCCAUCAUGCUACGAAUCUUCUCCCGAUGGCGUCACAUUCGUAGACUUGAUCUGUUCGCGGUAGAUGAUUGGAUCAUGAUGACGGUCGUGCCGAUACUUUAUACUGGGUUGGCGGUAAUCUCAACUUCAACUACUACCAGAGACGGAAGCAGCGUGUUUGCUCCAAAAAAUGUGGGUGCAUACACACAAGAUGACUCCAAUAAGUGGAUCGAAGAAUCAACAGCCAUUGCUGUUGCUGAGCAGUGCAUGCACAAUUUGAUGUCCGCAUUAAAACUAUGUAUGCUACUGACAUUCGCUCGCACGCUCAAAGAAACAGCCGCCACCAAAUGGGCCAAGGGUGCAGCAGUAUACAUCAUCGUCGGCUGGCUGGCGGUAGAAGUCACCUUCUUUACGGUCUGUAGCACUGUCGAGGAGUUUGCUAUUGCCCAUGCAAUAUUCAAUCUUAGCAGCGACGCAUUCAUCGUCGCGAUCGCGAUCUCGCUAACCACAUCGCUCUCGCUACCAGUUACACAAAAGACUAGGCUAGUCAUGUUAUUCGGCAUGGGCAGUUUUAUCGUCAUUUCAGCGCUUCUAGCGAAGUUCCACGACUUUACCGGCGCCCAUUCCAUAACCCGCAUACCCUGGUACACACGCGAGGCUUCCUUCGCAGUCUGCGUCGCUAAUGCACUUGAAAUUUGGUGUCUAUUCCGCAGAAACAUGUCAUUCGUGCAUGACACUGCGCAGUCACAUAGGAGUCAAGAAUCGUGA
Messenger RNA from Bipolaris maydis ATCC 48331, 760 nucleotides. The record is from RefSeq and is a predicted model, not a curated record. Lineage: Eukaryota; Fungi; Ascomycota; Dothideomycetes; Pleosporales; Pleosporaceae.